Loxodonta africana (African savanna elephant) is the source of this 10511-nucleotide messenger RNA. Its product is annotated as zinc finger protein 84-like. Gene Ontology annotation, biological process: regulation of transcription by RNA polymerase II. The record is from RefSeq and is a predicted model, not a curated record. The transcript has 5 exons. Bases 484 to 1899 code for a protein of 471 amino acids. Lineage: Eukaryota; Metazoa; Chordata; Mammalia; Proboscidea; Elephantidae. Gene Ontology annotation, molecular function: RNA polymerase II cis-regulatory region sequence-specific DNA binding; DNA-binding transcription factor activity.
CGUACGGCAGUUGGUUGGAAAAUGGCAUCUCCCGGCACGUUUCCGCGAGCGGGCGCGCGUAUAUUGCGUCAUAAAGGGAGGCUCGACUGCCAGAUUCCGAGUUUCUUUCUGGAAAGACGCCAGGUGGCUCUUCCAGACAACCAUCCGCAAAGCUUCUGUGUGUUCAGUCAGCCACGGAGGUGCGGCCGCGGGGUGGAGGGCCCAGAGGGAAGUAACCAACACCGACUCCCUCGCUCACGUCUCCAAUAGCGGACAUCCCGGAGUUCCUGAAUUCGUUUCCAGCCGUCCAGACAGAGGUCGUCUGUCAGAAUCUACAAGAACAAGACAUUUUAAGUGACAAAAGAACCAAGAGUUUCCUGGCUUGGGAGAUCGUUGUUUCUGGUAACAGUCUGAACUGAGAUAUCUGAGCACAGCUUCCGCAGAGGUCCAGAGAAGACAGAACACUCUCUAAAGUUACUAAUCUUUUCUUAAGAACAGAAGAAAAUGACCAAAGCCCAGGGAUCCUUAUCAUUUGAGGAUGUGGCUGUGGGCUUCACCUGGGAGGAGUGGCAGUUAUUGGACCCCUCUCAGAAGGACCUGUACAAGGACGUGAUGUUGGAGAACUACAACAACCUGGUGUCAGUAGGGUACCUAGCUACCAAACCAAAUUCAAUCUUCAAGUUGGAGCAAGGAGAACCACCAUGGAUACUGGAGGGAGCAAUCCACAGUCGGACCAGUCUAGAAAUUUGGGCGAUUGACCACAUGCAGUGUCACUCAGAAAACCAAAACGAGAAUAAAAGUUUGGAAAGAUGUCAGCAAAGUUAUGCACUUGCAAAUAAUUCCAAUUUAAGCAAAAUUCUUGUUCCUUUAACACAAAGAGGCAGUAUGGUUGACUCGCAUUAUAAAAGUUUGAAGCCUCCUUUAAGUUUUGUGGUCCAGAAUAGAAGAUAUACAGGAAAGGAAUCUGAUGAGUUUAGUGGUUACGGGAAAUUAUCUGUCCACAUGAAGCAUGAUAAAACUUUUUGUGGAAUUAAAUACCAUGGAUGUGGUGAACCCAGUAACAUCAAGCCACAGCCCAAUGACCAUCAUAAAACGUAUGUAGGAGAGAAAUUGCACGAAUGUAGUGAAUGUGGGAAGACUUUCCCCAGAAAGUCACAGCUCAUGGUACAUCAGAGAACUCAUACGGGAGGGAAACUGUAUAUGUGCAGUGAAUGUGGAAAAGCCUUCACUUGGAAGAGUCGGCUCAAGAGACAUCAGCAGUCUCAUACUGGAGAGAAACUCUAUGGAUGCAAUAAGUGCGGGAAAGCCUUUUCCCAGAAGGCAUACCUCAUCGCGCAUCAGAGACUCCACACAGGAGAGAAGCCUUAUGAAUGCAGUGAGUGUAGAAGAACCUUCUUUUUUAAGUCAGACCUGACCAAGCAUCAAAGAAUUCACACAGGAGAGAGACCUUAUGAAUGUAGUGAUUGUGAAAAAGCCUUUAGAAGCAAGUCUAAACUCAUUCAACAUCAGCGAACUCAUAACAGGGAGAGACUGAAUGGAUGUAGUGAAUGCGGCAAAACUUUUGCCCAUGUGUCAGUCCUCGUUAAACAUAAGGAAACACAUACAAGGGAGAAAGCGAUAAAAUCACUGAAGAUGGGAAAGCCUCCCUCAGGGAGUCCUUUCUACAUGAGUGAACUCAUACAGGAACAGAACCCUAUGAAUACCAUGCCUGUGGAAAUGUCUUCUCCAGGAACUGAGCCCUUAAAUUGCAGAGAGCCCAUAGGGGGUAGAAAUGUAGUGACUGUGGAACAGUCUUUUCCAAGAAGUCAGGCCUCGGUAGAUAAUUGGGAAACAUCAAAGGGAGUAAACGUUGUAAAUGCAGUGACUGUGACAGCACCUUCAGUAAUAAAUUAUGUUUUAUAUGUUGCAGAUGUUGUGUAGGAGCAAAAACCUUGGAUACCAGAAAUGUAGAAAGGCCUUUAGGAUGAAUCCCUUGCACUUUAUAUGUCAGAGGGCUUAAUUUAGGAUGGGAACUCUAUGGAUGUAGUGGCUGUGGAUAAGACUUCUGUGAGAAGUUAGACUUACUAAACAUCAGUGAGUCCAUAUUGGGUAGAAAUAUAGCUGUUUUGGGGGCCUUUGCCUGGAGGUAAGAUCUCAGUUAUUAUCAAAUAAUUCUCCCAGGUUGAAACCCUUAGGAAAGCAUGUGAUGGUGUUUGCAGUGAUAAAAUUUACCUCAUUGCAUAUCAUAGAAAAAGAAAAUCUACAAGCACUAAAUGUGGAAAACUUUUCGUGUAAUGUGGAAGAACUCAGAAAAGAGAAACGCCUGAAAACAAUAAAUGAUGGAAAUUUUACCACCAAUCUGGCUCUUAUAUCACAUUAUUAUACCUUCAGAAUCUGGAAAAGGCUUCUGCAAUUAAUGUAAUCUUUGCGGAAACCAGGAAUUACUUUAUGUAAUGAAAAACUAUGAAUAUAAUGAAUGUGGAAAUAUAACUGUAUUGGUUUCUUAUUUGCUGCUGUAACAAAUUACCAAGAGUUCGGUGGCUUAAAACAAUACAAACUUAUUAUGUCACAGUUAACAGAGGAAAGAAGUCCAAAAUGGGUCUCACUGGGCCAAAGUCUAAAGUUAUAGGCAUGACUGUAUUUCUUUUCAGAGGCAUUAGGAGAGAAUCACUUUCUUUACCAUUGCUAUCUUCUAGAGGCUGCCCACAUUCAUUGGCUAAUAUUAGGCCCCCUUCCAUCUUCAAAGUCAGCAAUGACCUAUUGAGUCUCUUCUCACUGUGACACUGACUCUGCCUCCCUCUUCCUCAUUUAGGGACUUUUGUGAUUACAUUGGGCCCAUAGGGAUAAUCUAGGAUAAUGUAUCUGUCUUCAGAUCUUCUGAUUAGCAGUCUCAACUUCAUCUGCUCCCUUAAGGCCCCUGCCAUGUAAUCGUUAUUUUCACAGUGUCUGGAGAUUAGGAUAUGAACAUCUUUGGGAGGCCACUAUUCUGUCUACCAGUCUGUCCUUGGACGUCCAGUGAUUCAUGUCCAUCCUACUUUCAAAAUAUAUUCACAUCCCUAAAACAUAUCUCAAUAUCCCUAAAAGUCUCAACCUGUUACAGCUUUAACUCAAAAUCCAAAAUCUCCUCUAAAUGCUAUAAAUUCGAAAGUCACAAAUCUCUUCAUCCAAGUCAUCUCAGGUUUGUAUGAAACUUUGGGUAUUGAUUUAUCUUGAGGCCCAAUUCCUUUCCAUAUGUGAGCCUGUGAAACUUGAGAAAUAAAUUAUAUGGUCCCACAACAGUUAAUUCCACUUGCUACCUUAAUUCCUCUUUGCCAUAUAAUGUAAAAUAUUCACAAGUAUGGGGAUUGGGACAUGGACAUUGUUGGGAGGCUGUAUUCCACUUAAAACAACAAUUUCAGUGGGUUUCAGAGAAUUCACAUUGUGAUAAAUCCCUACCUAAUUAUUAAGUAAACUUGGAAAGGCAUGUUCCCAGAAAAAUAAUGAUCUACAGUAACUAUGAUCCCAAUACAUUAACACUGUUUGCUAUAAUCAGUGAAUCUUACACUGUCAUUGUUAGAUAUGGAAUCUUUUUGAAAUUAUCAGCACUGGACAAGAAUUAUUGUAAGACUCUUAAAGGAACCUGAGAUUUAUGUUGCUGAAAUUGUUGCAAACAAAUUCAUUCUGGAAUUGCAUAAAUUCCUAAUUUCCUAAUAAAACCAUAAUUCUGAGUAUGGAAUGAAUAUGCCAUAAGGCACCUAAAUACGGGGCAGUAUUUUUCACAGCCAUUUCCAAACUCUUUUUUUUCUUUAAUAAUAAGCUUUUUUUAAAAAAGAAAAAAUUUAUUGUGCUUUAAGUGAAAGUUUACAAAUCCAAGUCAGUCUCUCACACAAAAACUUAUAUAUACCUUGCUACAUACUCCCAAUUGCUCUACCCCUAAUGAGACAGCCCGCUCCUUCCCUCCACUCUCUCUUUUCAUGUCCAUUUCACCAGCUUCUAACCCCCUCUACCCUCUCAUCUCCCCUCCAGGCAGGAGAUGCCAACAUAGUCUCAAGUGUUCACCUAACAGUAAGCUUUUAACCUGUAUACUUUCUCAUUCUAAACAACUGAAAAAGUUGACAAAGUAUGAUAGUCAACUUUUCAGAUGUUGGGCAAUUAGGAUCUCAGGAUAGCAACCAGCCCCUGAGAAAGAAUAAAUGAGUGAGCUUUAUGAUUUCCCCAGGUUAUUGCCAGGAGUGAGUUUCUGGGCUUCAGCAUAGGGAAGGGGAACCCAGACAUACCCCAUCAGUCUCCCUGAGUUGAGACAGAGUUCUAUGAGGCAAUGAUGGCUCAAAUGCUUGGGGCAGAAAACUAUCAGAAGUGUGAGAUGUACCCAGGAAGCAAGAGAGCAAGUUCCAGAGGACUAUAGAGUAUAUGGAGCCCUGGUGGCACAGUGGUUAAGAGCUAUGGCUGCUAACCAAAAGGUUGGUAGUUCAAAUCUACCAGCUACUCCUUGGAAACCCUGUGGGGCAGUUGUGCUCUGUCCUGAAGGGUCGGUAUGAGUUGUAAUUGACUUGAUGGCCACAGGUUUGGUUUUAAAAUUUAUUUUUUAUAGUUUCCUCGCAAGUCUACGUAAGUUGUAAUCAACACAUAUUUGUGAUGAAACUACCAGGCUGGGGAAAAAACCCCAUAGAGUUUACAAGGAGCGCCUGGUGGAUUUGAACUGCUGACAUUUUGGUUAGUAGCCGUAGCACUUAACCACUACACCACCAGCGUUUCCAUUGCCACGGUGGUUGGGUCAAAUCAGGUUUAGGCUAAAGGCUGCCCAGGACCCACCUAACAAAGCAUGAAUGCAAGCCUCUAAGGGUUCAAACUGUUCCCAAGAAAUUUAAGUUCUUCCUAAAACAAAGCCCAAUAAUAUUUAAAGAAAUAAAAAUCAAUCCAGCACCGAGUAAUAUAAAAAAUACAUAGUGUCUGGCAUCCACUCAAAACUUACCCAGGCAUACAAAGAGGCAGCAAAAUAUGACCCAUAACAUGAAGAAAAGUUAAUAGGAAGAGACCCAGCAAUGACACACAAUAACAUUAGUAGACAAGGGUGUUCAAACAGCUAUUAUAUUCCAUAUGUUCAAGACGGUAAAGUAUGAGCUUGAUAUAGUGAGACAUGAAAGAUAUAAAAAGCCCUGGUCAGCUUUUAGACAUGAAAAAUACAGUGGACAGAUUAUAACAGAUUAGACAGCACAGAAGAAAUGGUCAGUGAACUUGAAGACACUAGUAGAAGGUAUCCAAAAUGAAACAAAGGGAGAAAAAAGAUGGGGGAAAAAUGAGCAGUGCUUCAAUGAGCUGUGGAACAAUAUCAAGCAAUCUAACAUAAAUGUAAUUGCAGUCCUAGAAGGAGAGGAUUGAAAUGAUGGGACAGAAAAAAACAGUGGCUGAAGCUGUUUCAAAUUUGAUGUAAACUAUAAACACACGAAUCCAAGGAAGACAGACCCCCAAGUAGAAGAAAACCACCCAAGGCACAUCAAAAUCUAACUCUUGAAAGUGAUAAAAGACAACCUUAAAAGCAGUACGAGAAGUGACAUAUUGUGGGAUAAUAAAUUUAACUUUACCCAGAGAAUUUGGUCUGUGUCCUCAGUUCCUGAGAGAUAACCUGCAAAACAGUGGGAUUUCCACAGCGAUUGAAGUGUCUUUGAUGAAGCCUUCACACCAUACUUGAGGGCUUAUGCUGAUGAGGUGGCUCACGUGGGGGCUUGCCAGGGCAGAAAUACCACUGCAUGAUAUCAUUUAACUUUGUGAGUAGGGGUGGGGGAAUGGUUCAGUCAAUCAUGUCUACAAAAUAAUUCCCCAGUAAAGGCUCUGGACCAGGAGCUCUGUGGAUUUUUUGGUUUAUGAUAGACAUCAGUGCACUUGUGAGGGUGACAUGCAAGCCUUGCAUUGGUAACCUUCCCCAGACAUUGCCCUAUGCGUCUCUAUGUUUGUAUCUUUUUUUUUUUUUUUUGCUCUAAUAAAAGUUACAAUAGCAAGUAUGUGCUUUUUUAAAUUCUAGCAAAUUAUCAAAGCCAGUAGGUCAGAAGUGAGGGGGAUUCCUGAGCUUAGGGCUGGCAUCCUGAAGAGUACAGGGGUGUCUUAGUCAUUUAGUGCUGCUAUAACAGAAAUACCACAAGUGAAUGGCUUUAACAAAGAGAAGUUUAUUCUCUCACAGUCCAGUAGGCUAGAAGUCUGAAUUCAGGGCAUCAGCUCCAGGGGAAGGCCUUCUCUCUCUGUCAGCUCUAGAGGAAGGUCCUUGUUAUUCAUCAGUCUUCCCUUGAGCUGGGAGCAUCUCAACGCAGGAACCUCAGGUCCAAAGGAUGCGCUCUGCUCCUGGCAUUGCUGUCUUGGUGAUAUGAGGUUCCCAUCUCUCUGCUUGCUUCCAUUUCCCACAUCCCAGGGAAACAGCCUUUAUGGUGGAUCAGGGGUGUGGCCUGAGCAAGGGUGUUACAUCCCACUCUAAUCCUCUUUAACCACAGGCAGAGAUUGUGAUUUGUAACACAUAGGGGAACAACAAAAUGGAGGACAACACAAGUGGCCUAGCUAAUUUGACGCAUAUUUUGGGGGGGCACAAUCCAUUACAAGCGGAAACUCUAGAUAGUAGGCAGCAGGUCAGAAGCGUGGGUGUCAUAGGUACUCCCAGGCUUGCAGAUGGCAUCUGAAGUCUUGGACACACUUGGGCAUCUGGAGGGCCUGCCCUUUAAGAUUCGAGAUCUGACCUAGCUUCUGUGGUUAGGGUCGGGAAGAGGCCCAUGUGCAGCUGGUGUCAGAACAGAAGUGGAGCAGAGGGGAGGAGAAGUCAUGAUGAAUUGGUCUGAUUGAUCCUUACAGUUCAGUGUUAGAGAAGUCGGGAUUUUGAGAUUGACUCACAGAACAAAGAGUAGAACACAGCAGAGUUCUGGUCAGAAGCAAAGUAAGCCAGAAGGCAGCGCAGUGAAGUUUUUAAAAUGAAAACAAAAAGCUGUUGGAACACUUGCUUACUUUGUAUUGUGGGUGCAUGCACUGAGGUGAUAAAAAUAUCUGACCUAUCUUUUUUUUUUUCAAUUCUUGAACAAUCCAGAUAUUUUCAUUGAGAUUUUGGCAAUGUCUAUGUGAUACUUAAAGAUCUUAGGUUAUUUACACACUUUACAAACACUGAGUGUUAGUUCUAUCCUACAGCACAGGACAACCAAAAAGCUGGAAUGCAAGUUCCUAAAUGUAAGCACUGGGUUAUAAGAGCCUGGAUGUAAGAAUUACAACAGAAACUUCACGAGGACAGAGAUCUUGUUUGUUUCCUCCUCUGCUGCAUCCACGUUGUGUAGAAUGGGGCCUAGCACAGUGUAGAUACCACGCCUUGUGUUAGUGAGUUGACUGAGCCUAACCUAAAAGAGCAUCUCUGCGGGGUGUAAACAGUUACUCUACUAGUUGUGAGGCUGGCAGUUUGAAUCCACCCAGAGGCACUGUGAUCUGUUUCCACAAAGUUACAUCCUUGAAAACCCUGUGGAGCAGUUCUCCUCUGCACACACCUGUGGUUGCCAUGAGUUGGAUUCAACUUGACGGCAACUAACAACAACACAGCAACCUAAAAGAGCAAUCGAGAAUGAAAUAAAAAUAUGUGGUAAUCUAUUUAGCAUAUUGGGGUUCUUUAAGAUUCCGUUCUUGCUGCAGAGUAAGUUGAGGGACACAGGAUGAGUGUUCAGAACAGUAAUAAAUGGUGUCAGUCAUGAUUCAUCCUACCAUCCAUGAAUGAGAACUACAUUUUUACUCUUUUUUAUUUCAGCCUCUGGCUUUGAAAAAAAAAAAAUGAGGGGAGAUCAUUUCAGAGAAGGCAGGCAAUUUCUUAGCUAAAUGUAAAUAUAAAGCUUGGAGUAUAAGAUAAACCAAUAUUAUAAUCCAUGAAGCACUUUACCUUUUGUGAAAGUUUGAGGCACUUCGGCACUAAGAGUGACACUGUACCUUAAUAGAUGCAUGGGCACAGAAAUGUAUAAUCUUACAGCAGCUGAGAUCUACACACCAAUUUUUCAGGUUGUGUCAACUAAGAAUUAGAAUGAAGGAAGAUGGCAAGCUCUCUAAGUGGAGAAAUUUUAAAAACAUGAGAUAGGUGGAAAGUUUUUAUGAUAGAAAACUACAUAGGUAUUGAAAGUGAGAACAUUGGCGGUAUUGGAAGCCUCAUUGGUGAGAGUUUGCACACAUACAGUACCACUUCGGUUUACACAGACCCGUGGGAAGGAUAGUUGAAAGAUAAGAACGCUACUAAAAACUCUUGGAAUUUCCUAUGAAGCAAAAAGUCCAAUACAUAUUAUCUCUGCAUUGAGUUAAUUAAUUAUAUACAUUAAGCACUUACGUGUACCGUAACUCUUCUAGGUCCCAGGAAUAAAGCAGUUAACUAAAGUUAUCCAAAAAGUCCCCACCCCUGACAGUAUUUAGCUAGAUCAUAUUUAAGUGUAAGAUUUUUACAUUUCAGCCAAUGGGGACGGUGUUAGAGCAUGCAAACCUUUUUAUUAGUUGAAUCAGGCGUAAAUAUUAGGGUGAAGGCUCUUAUUAGCAUUAGGGUGGAGAGAAAGAUAUGAUCUAAAAUUCUCUGAUUUUCCGUUCAAAUAAUAGUAUGAUGGAAAGGAGAAUUUAAAGUACUUUUCUAAAAAUUGCUUGAGUAACCUAUGUUACAAAUGCUACCUCAUUUGUACAUUGUGUGGCUUUAUUUUUUGAUGGGCCCAUCUUAGUACCUGCAGUCUAAAUUCCUUGGUGUUUUAUAUACUUAAAUUGUUCCCUAGCACAUAGCAAAGUGUUUGCCCUAAUGAAGCUUACUCUUAUGCAUAGCGGAAGAAAUAAGAAGUAAACAAACAGUUAUACGGAGAAUUAAUGUCAGCUAAGGAGUCCUGGUGGCGCAAUGAUUAAGCGAUCAUCUGUUAAACAAAAUGUUGGAGGUUCAAACCCACCAGCCACUGCAGGGGAGAAGAGACCUGGCAAUCUGCUCCUGUAAAGAUUGCAGCCUAGGAAGCCAUGUCUACUCUGUCCAAUAGUGUCGCUAUGAGUUGCAGUCAACUCCAUGGCCCACAACAACAAGAAGCCCUGGCGGAGCAAACAGUUAAGUGCUUGGCUGCUAAUUGAAAGGUGAGUGGUUCGAACCCACUCAGAGGCUCUGCAGUAGAAAGACCUGGCAGUCUGCUUCUGUAAAGAUUACAGCCAAGAAAACCCUAAGGGGUAGUUCUGCUCUGUCAUGUGGAGUCGCUGUGAGUCAAAAACAACUCACUAGCACCCAACAACAACAGUGAUAAGGGCAGUAAAGAAAAACAAGUAUGGUAAGGAUAGAGAAAGGUAGGGGUUGCUCUUUUAGAGUGUCCAGGGAAGACCUUAGAACUUCAGUGAAGAGAGGGAGCCAUCUAUGAUGACAGCUGGAGGGUAAGAACAUAUUGCAGAACUCUCUUUUCCAAAUAAGGAGCCCUGGUGGCACUGUGAUUAAGAGCUUGGCUGCUAGCUGAAAGGCUGGCGGUUUGAACCCACCAGUCACUCAACGAGAAAGAUGUGGCAGUCUGCUUCUGUCAAGAUUACAGCCUUGGAAACCCUAUGGGGCAGCUCUCUGUCCUAUAGGGUCACAUUUGAGUCGGAAUCAACUUGACAGCAAUGGGUACAGGUUGUCAGGGUAUACUCUGGACUCCCUGUGUCAGGAUAACAUGAAACAUGUUAAAAAUCCACAUUUCAUGGCUGAAUACGACUUAACCAAAUCAGAAUUGUGAUUAUGUGGGAUCUUGGACUCUGCAUUUACAACAAGCCCUGUACCCCCCCAGGAGAUUUGAUCUGAGUAAAUAUGUCCUGCCUCAACUCUGCAUCCCCCACUUCAACAGCAUGGUGUUAGCGCUGAUGCACUCCACUGCAGAGAGAGAAUGAUGCCCUACCUCCUUUCCCUUCUCCCCUCCCAGCUGCAACCCAGUUCUCAGAUUCCGCUCCUUUCCUUGCCAUAUAAGAGGCCACAUUUCCUGCUAUACCUUUAACAAGUCCUCUUAUAUUCCCUAUAAAGGUGGAUCAGGAACCCAGAAUGGGCUCCCCAGUCCUGCCCUGAGGUCCAGGGAACGAUGCCUAAGGCACCCAUCAAUUCUGGACACCCUGAUGAAGUAAAUGCAGCACGUGGCUAAGCCUGCCUCACAGGCCCCUGUUACCAUCCACCGUGUCUUCAUGGUCCCAAUAAAGAUCACUCUUCACCUGUUCCUCUGCCCCUUUUUCAGAGCUGAGAGACAGUAGAGCCCAGCUGUUAAGAGUAUGAGUCCUGUAUUACACCGUCUUUGAGUCCUGCCACUUCCCUUACAUGCUAGGUAGCCUUGGGCAAUGUGCUUACUCUCCCUGGGCCUCAAUAUUCCUAUCUAUAAAUCGGGGGUAAUAAGGAGCCCUGUUGGCACAAUGGUUAAACACUCAGUUGCUAACCAAGACUUUGGCAGUUGGACCCACCCAGUGGCUCCAUGGGAGAAAGACCUGGCAAUCAGCUCCUGUAAAAAUUACAGCCAAGAAAACCCUACGGGGCAGUUCCACUCAGUCACAUGAGGUCGCUCUGAGUCAAAAAUAGACUCGAUGGCACCUAACAACAACAGUACUUACCUCAUAGG